This is a messenger RNA of Mobula hypostoma (lesser devil ray), 3709 nucleotides long. Its product is annotated as protein SPMIP7. Lineage: Eukaryota; Metazoa; Chordata; Chondrichthyes; Myliobatiformes; Myliobatidae. The transcript is spliced from 9 exons. The record is from RefSeq and is a predicted model, not a curated record. Bases 206 to 1399 code for a protein of 397 amino acids.
UGGCCGCGGUUGCCAAGCAGCCACAGGACACCGCGCUCCGCACCUCGGCCGCACAACCAACACCGUCUGACUUAGGGAGCGAGGUGGAGAAAGCUGUCCGGGAUCCGGGACCCGCUGCCAUCAAGAACUGCGAACAGGAGGGUUCAUUUCGGGAAGUCUGAGGAAAUAACACAUUAGGGAAACGCGGGAAACGCUGCGAGCGGCAAUGACGGCCGCUGUCAGUCUAGCGCGGCCGGCCCAAACGGGCCAGACUGUGAUCCCCUUCGUGAAGGGGCCCGAGGACCGACACUCCUUCACCAGCUUCCAGGACCAGAACAACGUCGCCUUCGCCAAGUGGACCCCUCAUGCAGCACCGACUGAAGACUUGUAUCCGCUGGCGCCUCACCGGCAAGAUGUGCCACUGCUCGACCCCAUUUCGGGCUUCAAGAGCGUGGGCUGGAGCGCGGCGUCAGGCAGCCCCCGGCUCCCUGGCGCCUCUUUCAACACGGCACCGGGCGGCGACUGCCGAGCUCGCACCGCUAUUCCCGUUAGCAUGCGACCUCUACUGCGCGACGUAGCGGCCCAGGCCCGCUGGAACUCGAAAUCGGUGUCGACUGCAGCCAUCCGAGCGAGAGUGGGAGGCUGGACGAGCCCAGUCCGAGUGACGCCAACACCACACUCAUCUCCUGUUAAUCUGCAAACUCAUACUUUAAGUUUCAAUGUGGAUCCUACAGAUCAGACUACCAGUGAUCCAACAUCUGACAGUACAAGAGACACAAAAGCAAAAAGAUACAUGUACACUACAACUACUCAGAGGAGUUAUGAGGAUGUUAAUUGGGACUGUAAGUUACCACCCAAAGUCAAGCUGGCAGAGGCAACACAGGAUGUACAAUCUGACCCUUUGUCUCGGCAUUCUACUCUAAAAAGAUUUGAUCCAAGUCCUCAUGUGUGGCAGGCAGUGGGUGGACUCGGAAUCUGGGACAAAUCUCAAUCCCGACCUUCAAGUGCUUUAGCAAAACCAGUCAAUUUUACAAGUCCUUUUCCCAGAAUUCAACAGAUUCCACUCUAUAGUGGCUCUAUUGCUGGCAAUAACCUUGAAGAUGUGGAUAAUCCCUACACUGAAUUUAUCCCCUUUACUGUUCUUCGAACCAAAAAACCACGACAAACAGAUGCAAAUUAUUGCCCAGAUAUCCCUGGUUAUACAGGUAAAAGGCAAUGGUCUAACAUAGAAUCUAAUAAAUCCAACGUUUCAAGAAUGUUCCACGUACCUCCUGAGCAAGUACAAGGAAUUCCACAAGACACUGAGAAGCAGUCAAAAUAUAGGCAUCAAUCACCACUAUCUAAGAUGGUGACAACAGUUCCACCUUACAAUCCCUUUAAUUCAGUAACACCGAAAGCACUUCUAAAUCAGUUUGUUUAAAACUAUUAUAAGAAAUGACAUCUGUGUAGGAGAUUUAUAUGACAAUUACAACUGCAUAUAGAUUUAAUAAUUUUUAAAACUGGAAAUGAAAUUAUUCAUUUUUAAAAAUUUUCUUUUUUGUUCCAUCAGUUUUCUUUCCUUUGUUUCUGAAGGGAUUUGCUAUGUUUAGCUUUACCAGUGCAGCAGUAAUCUAAUGUUAUUACACCAAUGCCAAUUCUUCAUCUCUAAAUCUGAGUAGUAAAUUUUGGGCAAUUUAUUCAACAGUUGGAGGCAAUGUCGCCCAACUUGAUUUUCAAAUCUAUACAUGCAUAUGCUACAAUACGAUGGAGCUUGGAGUAUGUUCAAACUAAAACAUAGAAACACAAAUGUCAGAUUUUGCUGGAAGGAUAAUGAUAUAUUAGAAGUGUGCACAUUACUAACGAGCAAUGUUAACAUUUGACAGAAGGAGAAACAUGCAUCAUUUGCAAAUCUCUCCAAAGAGCUGCUUGUCAUUUGAUGUAUCUCCAAGAUUAGUCUUACUCACUUGCAUGCUGACUUCAAAGUUAUAGAAACAUAGAAAACCUACAGCACAAUAUAGGCCCUUCAGCCCACAUAUCCUUGUGCCAAACAUGUACUUACCUUAAAAAUUACCUGAGGGUUACCCAUAGCCCUCUAUUUUCCUAAACUCUAUGUAGCUAUCCAGGAGUCUCUUAAAAGACCCUAUCGUAUCUGCCUCCACCACCGUUGCCAACAGCCCAUUCCAUGCACUCACCACCCUCUGCAUAAAAAAAACUUACCCCUGACAUCUCCUCUGUACCUGCUUCCAAGCACCUUAAAACUGUGCCGUCUCAUGCUAGCCAUCUCAGCCCUGGGAAAAAGUCUCUGACUAUCCACACGAUCAAUUCCUAUCAUCAUCUUGUACACCUCUAUCAGAUGACCUCUCAUCCUCCGUCGCUCCAAGAGUUCACUCAACCUAUUCUCAUGAGGCAUACUUGCCAAUCCAGGCAACAUCCUUGUAAAUAUCCUCUGCACCCUUGCUAUGGCUUUCAUCCUUCCUGUAGUGAAGCGACCAGAACUGAGCACAGUACUCCAAGUGGGGUCUGACCAGGGUCCUAUGUAGCUGCCACAUUACCUCUCGGCUCUUAAGUUCAAUCCCACGAUUGAUGAAGGCCAAUGUACCAUAUGCCCUCUUAACCACAGAGUCAAUCUGCGCAGUAGCUUUGAGUGUCCUUUGAACUCGAACCCCAAGAUCCCUCUGGUCUUCCACACUGCCAAGAGUCUUGCCAUUAACACUAUUAUUCUGGUAAAGAACUUGACAUAAUAGGAGCAGUUACUUUUGUGGAACACACUAGCAGGUUGUUGAAAUGUAUACACUGACCUGGUGGUGAUUGUGUUUGAAUCCUUAUAAACUCAACCACUAUGCACAAUAAUAAACAGUUGAGUUUGUGAAGAUACUAUUCCAUGUUUGUGAGGGUUAUCUUGUUUAUAGCAAUCAGUGACUAUUUGACCUUAUGAUUUGAAUCCAUUUGUUUUUAACCGUAUGCUUUGGAACUAGAUUUGACUCACUCCAGUGUACAGGAAUAGGAAGUCCUGUGUAUGGUAUAUUAUUUAUUUUCGUUGUAUUGAGCACUAGGUUGUUUUGUGCAUCUGGCACUUUACAAUGUGGUUUUAAUUGGAACCCUGUCUAUGGAAAGAAGAAGAAUAUAAGUACUUCCCAGAAGAUUUUCCAUCCUUGGGAUACUAUUUUCACAGCUCAUUGUUUUGAAGCAAUAUCAACCAAGUCUUUGGAUAUUAUUCCAGUUUUCCUGCUCUGAUAAAAAUUGAUAUUUCAGUCUAACAUGUGCUGUCACUACUGUGAUAACCAAGUUUGCUUAAUUUUCUUGAAUAGAAUUCAGUGCCGAAGUUGACUGUAACUCCUCACUAUGGUAGGGCAGAGGUUUUUAAUUAAAUAAUUCAGAAGUGUUCAAUUAACUUUUAUUGGUUUUGACAACUGGCUGUCAAAGUUGUUUUAAUUUAUUUUGUGAGUGUCUUAUGUUGUGCCUCCAAGUCUGACAUGAUGCUAUCAGAUCAGAUUAUCUACAGUAUAUUAUCUCACAAUGGGGGAAUCCAGCUAUUUCUCCAGUACAACCUUUGGUUGUAUGGAAACUAAGUCUGAAGUUUAUUUUGAAGACAAAACCAUGUAUGAGCCAACUCUGCUGAUGUCACUCUUGCAGAAUCAAAUGAGAAUGUAAGGUUUUAGAGAAUGGCCAUCCACACCAUCUAGUGACUAAUGAAAUUAAAUUAUUGAUCCAAAAUCAAUCCAAUAUUUACUGAAUGACUGUGUCCCUUGCA